AUGGCUAACCUGCCCGGCGUGCCUCCACAAGAAAUGUGUCUUCUGGACAAUAAUGAUGACGAUUUGACAGACGUUGUCGAAAGGGAUGGUGAAUUCAACAUUGGUAUCGGGGAGCAUUCUGAUCUCUGGAAGGGAAGACUGUCGGUUGAGGGAGUUCCCACCCUGGUUGCCAUAAAAGUUCUUCGCGGAGGUUCCAGCAGCAGACCCGAUUUUAGAGAGCACCUAAUCAAGUCGCUUCGUCGGCAAGGCAUUCUCUGGCUGAAGUUGUCCCACCCUCACGUUUCUAAGUUCUAUGGAUUUGUCUACAACUUUGGAAUACUUCCUGGGCUCGUAUUGGAGUUUUAUGAAGGAAAGAAUGUCAUGGAGUACACAAAGCGUGAAAAUUCUGAUGAAACGAAGCUAAGACUGGUUGGGGAAAUUGCUCUCGGUUUGAAAUACUUGCAUCAACAGUGGCCGCCUAUUGUUCAUGGUGACUUGCGAGGGGCGAAUGUACUCAUUGAUAGCGCAGGACACGCUGUUGUGGCUGACUAUGGUUUAGCGUCAAUUAUGGAUUCCGCUGAGUUCACCUCUAUCAAAACCGCGGGAACCUGUCGAUGGACUGCACCGGAAAUUAUGGACCCGCCAGCCAGUGGCGAUAUACCCUUACCUCAGUUUACCGUUAAGAGUGACGUAUUUUCUUAUGCCAUGACUGUCUUUGAGAUCUUUGCUGGGGAACGACCAUUCAACGAGAAGAAAAGCGAUAGCAGCGUUAUCUUUGCAAUCUUGAACGGAAAUCGCCCAACUCUUCCGGAGUUUUUUGAAAGCAAAUCUGAUCUUGCAAAACUUGUGCAACAGUGCUGGAGCCAGAACCCCGAUCAACGACCAACCGCCCGUCAGAUCUGCCGCAGUCUGGGAUUGACAACUUGGUACUGGGAUUGGCUGGACACUGUUCGUGGAUAUUUGCCAGUGUAG
This is a messenger RNA of Laccaria bicolor S238N-H82, 951 nucleotides long. RefSeq lists its product as uncharacterized. The coding region runs from base 1 to 951 and encodes 316 amino acids. Gene Ontology annotation, molecular function: protein kinase activity; ATP binding. The transcript has 9 exons. Gene Ontology annotation, biological process: protein phosphorylation. The record is from RefSeq and is a predicted model, not a curated record. Lineage: Eukaryota; Fungi; Basidiomycota; Agaricomycetes; Agaricales; Hydnangiaceae.